CUCGUUCGCGGGCGAGAGCCGGCUCCCGUCGUUCACUUAAAAGAGCCGGCUCGUUCGCGACCGACACAUCACUACCUCCAUAGCCUUGCCAGCAGCGGGGUUGCCGGUGGUUUGAGUAGCGGUGCAAAUCCAUUAAUGAAAAGUCAUGGCAGACAAGGCACAGAUACCAGAAGCGAUUAAAGUCCAAGGUGAAGUGGUGCUGAAGCUGAAGUCAGAGAAGGCUAGUAAAGAGCAGAUCGAUGAAGAGGUUUCCAAACUGCUGCAGCUGAAGGCUCAGAUCGGAGGAGAUGAUGGAGAACACCAGUUUGUUCUCAAGACGGCAAAGGGAACGAGGGACUACAACCCCAAGCAGAUGGCCAUCAGAGAAAAAGUGUUCAACACCAUCCUCGGCUGCUUCAAACGCCACGGUGCAGAGACCAUCGACACACCUGUUUUUGAACUAAAGGAAACGUUGACAGGAAAGUAUGGAGAAGACUCAAAGCUCAUCUACGACCUGAAGGACCAAGGAGGAGAGCUGCUGUCCCUCAGAUAUGACCUCACUGUGCCCUUCGCUCGCUACCUGGCCAUGAACAAGAUAACAAACAUCAAGCGUUACCACAUCGCUAAAGUGUAUCGCCGUGACAACCCCGCCAUGACUCGGGGACGUUACCGAGAGUUCUACCAGUGUGAUUUUGACAUCGCAGGGCAGUAUGACGCCAUGAUUCCAGACGCUGAGUGUCUGAAGAUCGUCUACGAGAUCCUCAGUGAGCUGGACAUCGGAGACUUCCGGAUCAAGGUGAACGACAGACGCAUCCUGGACGGGAUGUUCGCUGUGUGUGGUGUUCCAGAUGACAAGUUCCGCACCAUCUGUUCAACAGUGGAUAAACUGGACAAGAUGCCGUGGGAGGAAGUGAGGAAGGAGAUGGUGAGUGAGAAGGGUCUCUCAGAGGAGGCUGCGGACCAGAUCGGGGAGUACGUCAGUUUACAGGGUGGGAUGGAGCUGGCAGAGCGCCUCCUGCAGGAUCAGAAGAUGUGUCAGAGUAAGCAGGCCAGUGCGGGGCUGAUGGACAUUAAGCUGCUGUUCAGCUACCUGCAGCUGUUCCAGGUCACGGACAAGGUGGUGUUUGACCUGAGUCUGGCCCGGGGUCUGGACUAUUACACAGGGAUCAUUUACGAGGGGUUUCUGACUCAGGCGGGCAUCGCUGCUGAAGCCCAGAAUGGUUCUGGUGCAGAGGAGAGUGUGAGCGUGGGCAGCGUAGCGGGCGGGGGCCGGUACGACGGGCUGGUGGGGAUGUUUGACCCCAAGGGCAGGAAGGUGCCAUGUGUGGGGGUCAGCAUCGGCAUCGAGAGGAUCUUCUCCAUCAUGGAGCAGAAGGCCGAGGCCUCAGCACAGAGGGUCCGCACCACAGAGGUUCAAGUGAUGGUGGUGUCUGCUCAGAAGAACCUGCUGGAGGAGAGACUCAAACUGCUCACUGAGCUCUGGAACGCUGGCAUCAAGGCAGAGGUAAUCUACAAGAAGAACCCCAAACUGCUGAGUCAGCUGCAGUACUGCGAGGACUCUGGGAUCCCCCUGGUGGCCAUCCUGGGAGAGCAGGAGCUGAAGGAUGGGAUGGUGAAGCUGCGCACCGUGGCAACCAGAGAGGAGGCUGAUAUAUCCAGAGCAGAUCUGAUAACUGAGAUCAAGAGGAGGACCUCUGAGGCCUAGACGUUAACCCCUGCCCCCCCCACGCCACCUUCAAACAGACUCCUUUGCAAUGAUGUCGACAUGCCUUCAGUGUCAGCACUGUAUAACAGGGAGCUGCUGUGAGGAACGCAUCAGUUAUUAUUAUCUACAAAGCUGCUACAUUCAUUUGUACAGCUCCAUCUCUGCUCUGUUUAAGACGUGUACUUUCUCCCUGCACCAUCUCAGCUUCUAACACUUUCAUUUGUUCCAUGGCUGUACUGUCAGGUGUCUGAAAUAAACUCAAUGCUCAGCAGCUUGUGUUCACUGACAUUCUCAGUUUAAAACAA
Gymnodraco acuticeps is the source of this 1989-nucleotide messenger RNA. RefSeq names its product histidine--tRNA ligase, cytoplasmic-like. Gene Ontology annotation, molecular function: identical protein binding; histidine-tRNA ligase activity; ATP binding. Gene Ontology annotation, cellular component: mitochondrion; cytoplasm. Lineage: Eukaryota; Metazoa; Chordata; Actinopteri; Perciformes; Bathydraconidae. The record is from RefSeq and is a predicted model, not a curated record. Gene Ontology annotation, biological process: histidyl-tRNA aminoacylation; mitochondrial translation.